This is a messenger RNA of Ochlerotatus camptorhynchus, 1674 nucleotides long. It is a transcript of the gene TrpRS, whose product is annotated as Tryptophanyl-tRNA synthetase. The record is from RefSeq and is a predicted model, not a curated record. Gene Ontology annotation, biological process: tryptophanyl-tRNA aminoacylation. Gene Ontology annotation, cellular component: cytoplasm. The coding region runs from base 175 to 1434 and encodes 419 amino acids. Lineage: Eukaryota; Metazoa; Arthropoda; Insecta; Diptera; Culicidae. The transcript has 3 exons. Gene Ontology annotation, molecular function: tryptophan-tRNA ligase activity; ATP binding.
GCUUUUUUUCUUGAACUGGUGCUGUGCUGGCGCUGGUUUGUACUAUGCUGUGUGUAGUGCAUGUGCUUGAUAAUCUUGUUCGGAACGCGAAAAAUUGCAUCCGUUCUUUUGGCGAGGUACCUCAACAAGAUUUUAACCCUCGUAAAGCGCCUUUUUGGUUAACUCAGUGACGAAAUGACAGAUGUUCCAGAAGUCGAAAAUAUCAAACUGGAAGAGAACAAUGGUAGUUCAACUAGCGCUGCCGACGAGGAAGAUUUUGUAGACCCAUGGACGGUAACGAGCAAAUCGGAUACGGGUGUCGAUUAUGAAAAAUUGAUCAAACGCUUUGGAUGCUCGCACAUAGAUGAUGCCCUAAUUCAACGUCUUGAAAAAGUGGCAGGAAAACCGGUUCAUCCCCUGAUCCGGAGAGGGAUUUUCUUCUCGCAUCGUGAUCUACACACACUACUUAACAUGGCGGAAGCUGGCAAGAAGUUUUAUCUCUACACUGGAAGAGGGCCAUCAUCCGAAUCGAUGCACUUGGGACAUCUAGUACCUUUCAUAGUUACCAAGUGGUUACAGGAAACGUUUGAUGUUCCUUUGGUGAUUCAAUUGACGGACGAUGAAAAAACACUCUGGAAGGAUUUGACCGUAGAGCAAUCGAUGAGGAUGGCACGAGAAAAUGCUAAAGAUAUCAUUGCCAUCGGCUUCGAUGUAAGCAAGACCUUCAUCUUUGCCAAUCUUGAUUACAUGGGUCGUUGUCCGGCGUUUUACCAGAAUAUCAUACGGAUUCAAAAAUGUGUAACCUUCAAUCAGGUGAAAGGUAUCUUCGGAUUUGGCGAUUCGGAUGUUAUAGGAAAAAUUGGUUUCCCAGCGGCACAAGCAGCCCCAGCCUUAUCAACGACGUUCCCCUUCAUUUUCGGAAACGACAAGCUUCCUGUGUUGAUUCCUUGUGCAAUCGACCAGGAUCCGUAUUUCCGGAUGACUAGAGACGUAUCUCCUCGAUUAGGGUUCCCAAAACCAGCACUGAUCCACUCAAGCUUCUUUCCGGCCUUGCAAGGCGCCAAAACAAAAAUGUCUGCAAGUGACGUUAAUUCGGCCGUUUUUCUAACCGACACUCCCAAGCAGAUCAAAAACAAGGUCAACAAGCAUGCAUUCUCCGGUGGAAGGCCUACAUUGGAAGAACAUCGUCAGUUUGGUGGAAAUACGGAUAUUGAUGUCAGUUUCCAAUUAUUGCGCUUUUUCCUAUUAGAUGAUGAUGAGCUGGAACGUAUUCGUAUCGCCUAUACAAAAGGUGAACUGCUGAGUGGUGAAAUUAAAAAGAUUGCUAUCGAAACUCUGCAGCCAAUCGUUGCGGAACAUCAAGUAAAAAGGAAGGAUGUGACUGACGAAAUUCUGGAGCAAUUUAUGACUCCCAGAAAGCUUAACUACGAAAUAAACACAAAGAAAAGCAAGUAACGACAGAAUGGAGAAAUCCUCGAAGGUAUUUGAAAGUACUUUUAAUCGGCGGACUACCUAUUUGCGCUUAGUAAUGUUGUUGAUUCACUGCUAUAAGAAGAAAAAAAGUUAUUGUAAGUAGACCACAUGCGUGUCGCUGUCAAUAUUUAUUUGCUAUUUAUGUUCGUUACGAUCAAGCGAAUGCUACAACUUUAUAAUAUUGAAAUACUGUUAAGAAGAUGCAAUGCCUACGGAGAAAAG